UGCUUCUUUGUCCUAAUAAACUCCCAUAUAUAGAUAAUGACCCUAAAAGCCUUCCUAUUUUUUCUCCUCCAUUUUCCCUUUUCUCUGUAAACACUCAAAAUCCAUUAAUCAUUUUCAAAUUUUUUCAUACAUAUAUCGUAAAUUCAUCUGCAAAAUCAAUUUCUCUGGCGCAUCAAAUAAGGAGAAAUUUUGAAGAGGCAAUUAAUGGCUUCUAGGGCGAUUCUACGGAGGAGGAAGCUCCUUUCUGACUAUUUGAAUGUCUCUGUUCGGUCUAUUCAAAAUUUACAGAGUUGGGGUGAUGGGCGAUCUGCUCAUUAUUUUGACUCCCGUGGUUUCAGCUCAUCUAUGAAUUGUACUUGUCAAGGUCCAGAUAAAAGAAAGGCUCAUGACGAAAUUUCUCCAAUAAAUGAUGGAUUUUCAAGAUUGUCGGGUUUAGGAUUCUUCCAGCCAAAAUAUUAUAAUACUACAGUAUUUGGUUAUGUAAAUAGAAGAGUUGAUGUUACUUCUUUGACUGGCAUGAGGUUUUGGCCGAACUCUGUACGUUGUGCUUCUACAGCAACAGCAAAACAACCUGAUUUGGGAAGUGAUGAUGAAGAAUUGAUUGCCAAAAAGAAAAGUGAAGCUUCUCCAGAGGAAUGUGAUCAAGCUGUUGUAGGAUUAAGUACUGCAAAGGCCAAAGCAAAAGCAAAACGGCUGCAGGAAUCUCAGAAGGUUGCUAAAUCUGUUAUACAGAGAGUAUGGGCAACACUUUUGGGGAUUGGUCCCUCUUUGAGAGCGGUGGCCUCAAUGAGUAGGGAAGAUUGGGCCAAAAAACUUGCUCACUGGAGACAUGAGUUUAAAUCUACUCUGCAACAUUAUUGGCUAGGUUUGAAGCUCCUAUGGGCUGACAUGAGGAUCAGUUCAAGACUGCUGAUAAAGCUAGCUAGUGGAAAGAGUCUUUCUAGAAGAGAGAGACAACAGUUGACGCGCACUACAGCUGAUAUGUUCAGGCUUGUUCCGUUUGCUGUCUUCAUCAUUGUCCCAUUCAUGGAAUUUUUAUUACCUGUAUUCUUGAAGCUGUUUCCAAACAUGUUGCCAUCUACUUUUCAAGACAAAAUGAAAGAACAGGAAGCAUUAAAGAGGAGGCUGAUUGCGAGGAUAGAAUAUGCAAAGUUUCUUCAAGAUACCGUGAAGGAGAUGGCUAAAGAAGUCCAAAACUCCCGGAGUGGUGAACUGAAGAAAACAGCUGAAGAUCUUGAUGAGUUUCUGAGCAAGGUUAGAAGAGGUGCAGGAGUCACGAAUGAAGAAAUUUUAGGCUUUGCCAAGCUGUUCAAUGAUGAACUUACCUUAGAUAAUAUAAGCAGGCCUCGAUUAGUAAGUAUGUGCAAGUAUAUGGGGAUCAGUCCAUAUGGAACAGAUGCUUAUUUGCGUUUUAUGCUUCGGAAGAGGUUGCAAAGGAUUAAAGAAGAUGACAAAUUGAUUCAAGCUGAAGGUGUGGAGUCCCUUUCAGAAGCUGAACUUCGUGAAGAUUGUAGAGAGCGAGGCAUGCUUGGUUUACUUUCCAUGGAAGAAAUGCGCCAACAGCUUCGAGAUUGGUUGGAUUUGUCACUUAACCAUUCAGUACCUUCUUCACUUCUGAUCUUGUCCAGAUCUUUCACUGUUUCUGGAAGGUUGAAGCCAGAGGAGGCUGUUGGAGCUACACUGUCUUCGCUACCAGAUGAAGUUGUGGACACUGUGGGCAUCACUUCCCUGCCAUCUGAAGAUUCGCUCUCGGAAAGGAGGAGGAAACUGGAAUAUCUUGAAAUGCAGGAGGAGCUUAUCAAGGAAGAAGAGGAGAAAGAGGAAGAAGAGAAAACUAGAAGGAAGGAAUCUGUUUGUAGUCAAGAGGAUGUGGCAUUGAAAGAGAUGACUAUUCCAACAGCUACAGAAGCGCAAGAGCAAGCUCGAGCAAGAGCAAUUGACAAACAAGAGCAGCUAUGUAAAAUUAGCCGUGCCUUGGCUGUUCUAGCUUCUGCUUCUUCUGUUAGCCAAGAGCGUGAAGAAUUCCUGAGGCUUGUAAAUAAAGAGAUCAAGCUUUAUCAUAGCAUGGUAGAUGAAGAGGGUACAGUUGGUGAAGUGGAAGCCAUCAAGGCAUAUAGAGCUGCUCAUGAUGAGAAUGAUGAUGCUUCUGAACAUGAUGAGGUUUCAUCUGCACUUAUAGAUAAGGUUGAUUCCAUGCUUCAAAAUCUGGAGAAGGAAAUUGAUGACGUCGAUGCCAAAAUUGGCGACCAUUGGCGAAUACUUGACAGGGAUUAUGAUGGAAAAGUGACUCCGGAGGAACUAGCAGCUGCAGCCAUGUACUUGAAGGAUACUCUUGGCAAAGAAGGGGUUCAAGAACUCAUCAGCAACCUUUCCAAGGAUACAGAUGGAAAGAUUUUUGUUGAAGACAUUGUUAAGCUAGGCAGCCGCGUAGAAGAUGCCAGGUCCGGUGAAUAGACGGAGUAAUGCAAUAGUUUUGGUUUCUUAGAAAAUAAUAGAACAUUACACUUCACUAACAAAGUUCAGUCAUGUAAUUAGGCCUCCCAUUAUAGAAAGCCAAUGUCUGUUAGUCCUGUUAGAGAAACUCCUCUAUUGUCAUAUGAACUAGGACCUUUCAUAGGAAUAUGGUAAAAAAAUACACGGAAAAGAAAUAAAUACUUACUGUAAGCAUGUAACGUGUAAUAGUCUUGACUAUAAUAUAUACUGGAGAUUUGUCCUAUAUUUGACAUUCUGAUAUGAGGAAACAGUGUUCUUUUACAAUA
Molecule: messenger RNA, 2759 nt
Organism: Capsicum annuum
Lineage: Eukaryota; Viridiplantae; Streptophyta; Magnoliopsida; Solanales; Solanaceae
Product: mitochondrial proton/calcium exchanger protein
Exons: 15
Coding region: 205-2454 (749 amino acids)
Biological process (GO): intracellular monoatomic cation homeostasis
Cellular component (GO): mitochondrial inner membrane
Molecular function (GO): ribosome binding; calcium ion binding
Source: RefSeq, a predicted model, not a curated record